Molecule: messenger RNA, 3189 nt
Organism: Trichoplusia ni (cabbage looper)
Lineage: Eukaryota; Metazoa; Arthropoda; Insecta; Lepidoptera; Noctuidae
Gene: Alg2
Product: alpha-1,3/1,6-mannosyltransferase ALG2
Exons: 1
Coding region: 127-1392 (421 amino acids)
Molecular function (GO): alpha-1,3-mannosyltransferase activity; GDP-Man:Man(1)GlcNAc(2)-PP-Dol alpha-1,3-mannosyltransferase activity
Source: RefSeq, a predicted model, not a curated record
UACGUCAAUCGUUGUAUUUAUAUUCCAGCUGUCAAAAGCCAAUAUUGAAUUUUCUCUGCUCCGAUUCAUAAAAUUUGCACGCUUCAAUGAGUUUUUAAUUACGUAGAGUACAUUUCCGGUGUGAUAAUGGUUAAGAUAAUAUUUCUUCACCCGGAUUUGGGUAUUGGUGGAGCGGAAAGGUUGGUGCUCGAUGCUGCUUUGGCUUUUAAGAAGAAUGGCCACGAAGUAGCAUUCUACACGAACCAUCAUGAUCCUACACACUGCUUCGCGGAAACGAGGGACGGGACCUUCCCUGUGUCGGUCGUCGGAGAUUGGAUCCCGCGCUCUAUCUUUGGCAGAUUCAAAGCGGCCUGUGCCUAUGUGCGCAUGGUGUACGCGGCUGUUUACAUGGCAUGGUACGUCAUACCGGCAGAAGAACCAACACUUAUAUUCUGUGAUCUAAUUUCUCUAUGCAUUCCAUUUUUAAAGUUGGCUAGAGGACCUUUCCGUGUUGUAUUUUACUGCCAUCACCCUGAUAAACUAUUGACCUCUGAAGGUGGAAUACUAAAAAAGAUAUACAGAGCUCCAUUGAACUGGUUGGAGGAGCUGACAACUGCACAAGCUGAUAAGGUGUUAGUAAACAGUAAAUACACUGCAAGGGUGUACCAAGAUGCAUUCCAGAGGAUAAAGGAUAUACCUGAUAUCUGUUACCCUUCCAUAAACACUGAGUAUUUCAAGUCCACAACACCAAAGCCUCUAAAAGAGAUUGUACCAGUGGGUGCAGACAAGUUUGUUUUCUUGUCUAUUAACAGGUAUGAGAGGAAAAAGAAUCUUCAGUUAGCUCUGAGAGCAUUUGAGCAUUUAAAACAUGAGUUAAAUGAAGCUGAUUGGAAUAGGGUGCAUUUAAUCAUGGCUGGAGGAUUUGACCCUAUUAACUUGGAGAAUAUGGAACAUUACAUUGAACUAACUGAUCUGGUGUCCGAGUUGGACAUUGAAGAAAAGGUGACAUUCAUGAAGUCACCUAAAGAUGAUGAGAAAGUGUCAUUACUCUAUAAUUGUAAAGCAUUGGUGUAUACUCCAUCUAAUGAGCAUUUUGGAAUAGUGCCAUUAGAGGCCAUGUAUUUCCAGAAGCCAGUGAUUGCUGUGAACAGUGGUGGACCCACAGAGACAAUUGUCAAUGAUGUCACAGGAUUCCUUUGUGAGCCGAACAGCAAGUCAUUUGCAAGGGCCAUGAGCAAGCUUGUAUUAAACCCUGAAUUAGGAGUAAAACUUGGUGAGGCUGGUCUAAAGAGGUUUGAAACAAAGUUUUCAUUUGAUGCCUUUACAAAUCAAUUAGAUGGUAUCUUGACAAGGGAAAGGCAGUUGGUAUCGGAAGCAAGAGCUAUUGAUUAUGAGAACAGAAAACGUAAAUAACAGGAUGCCAGCACCCCAACAAUAUGUGAUAUUGUUUGAGUGCUAAAAAACCUUUAAUCCAUAGUACAAUCAUUGUAAUAUGGCAACAAUUUAACAAUUGCUUAAAAAGCAUUUGUAUUCAAAAUAUUUUCUGAAGCUAUUGCAUUGUUCUGUAACAUAAACAGCUAAAUGUUAUGUAAAUAUUUGUGUGUACAUAGAAAAUAUUGUAUUCUAAGUACAUUUCUUGCAAUCUUUAAAUAUACUACUUGAAAUGUUCCAUAUGGCUGUAUUCUUAAGCUUUCAUUGUUGUUAAAGUUAUGAUGCAGUUUACCUAUCUAUACUUUUUUUUUCUCAUUUUAUUACCCUCACAACAUAUGUAGUUUGUUACAUACAGACAUAAAUAAAAAUUCAAACAAAAUGUAGACCAUUUUAACUCUUGAAGAGUUUUCUUUGAGCAAAACUUGAUAUGUACUAAAAUUCUGCUUUCUAUAUAUUACUUCUUAAAGCCUAUAGCAUCAGCUUGUGUCCGGUUUUCUGUAAGUUUAAUCUCUAGAAAUCAGAGGUCAAGUCAACAUCAUUUAAUCAUACCAGUAUACAGAUAAUUAAUAUUUUUAUAUAGUGUGAAUAUAAACAUGUCUAAGCUGAUAUUUACAUUGAAAAUUACUUUAAUAUUGUAUAUGUAAUACAAAUAAUUGUAUUUAAGAGUUUGAAAGGUUUCUCUGUCCUUUGUAUGACAUUCAUCAUCUUUCAUAAAAAAUGGGUAAUUACUAUUGCGCAUAUGGCGUUGUUCCAAACGGUUGAUGUCAAAAGAAUUACACUAAAAUGCUAAUUUUAUGUCUGGCCUCAAAGAUGCACGUCUAUAUUGAAAAUUAACUCAAAAUUUCAUGGUUUGAUGGCCUUCUGUAAAGCGUGGCGAGAAAGUACGAUUUAAUCAGUUUCACAUUAAAAUUUUGUCUCUUAUAUUAUGCUUUGGUGUGAUAACAACAGCGUGAAAGAUCAACUUUAUACCGUUAAGUCUAAACGGGAUAAAGAAGUCAUUAAAAUAGUUGGCAUUUAGAAAAUAGUUAGCAUAGUAUUUCGAAUUAAGGUUGCAAAUGUUUAGUGUAUGUAUGUUUAAAAGUAGGAAUUUAGUGGGAACUGAUUUAUAAUAGACUGAAUGAAGACUGCAUGCCCGUUAAUUGAUCUACCCAUUUUUGAAGAUCGUUUUUGGAUAAGUUUCGUAGCCGGCCUCUGCCACGCUUCUUACUUAUGAGUUGAUUCGUCAUUUUUUUCAAGUUAAAUUCUAUACGUGGCCUUUUUUUUUCAAUCUUGUUUUGGUUUAAUUAUAUACACUAUAGUUUUCACGUUAUUUUUGUAUUAGAGAAACGAAUUGAAAUUAAAAAAAAUCGUAACUAUAGUAAGAAUGUAGACAAUAUAAAUGUUUUCUUGUUUAUAAAGUAGGCAUAUUGUAAUAUUUAAGCAAGAUAAUGUAAAAAAAUACCUUACCUGCUGAAAAAACAGCUCAGUCUAUUUAUAACAUAGAAUUAUUGAGAUUUAUUCAGAGAGAUAAACUGUGAUUAAAAGCCGCUACCUCUUCAAAAAAUCCAGCAUUUAAUAAAAAAAGCUUUUGUUUGAAUUUAAAAUAGAAUUUAUCUUUUCAUAGCAAUUUUCUUAAAGCCUUUAAGAACUUUCUUAAUACCUAUGUAAUAUAACUUGAUCUUGUUACAUAACAUUAAAAUAAUAAGUAGGUACCUAUGUAUAAAUGUAAAGUGUAGCUACUAAAACAGUAGUGUUCUGUUUGUUGUUGUUUGUAUUUACUGGUGUAAAUAAACGGUAAGA